UUAGAACCCAUCAGUGAAGCUGAACAAUCUUCGUUUUGCGUUGAACUGAUGAAGCGACUCAACAUGCAGCGACAACAGUCCUAUUUCUGCAAUAUAAUCUUAGUAGCGAAAGAAGGUAAUGAAUUUAAGGCCCAUAGAAAUGUGCUAUCGGCUGCGAGUCCGUUUUUUUCAAAGCUUCUUCAGAGCGAGAUGAAAGAGAAAGAGGAAGGAGUUAUUCGUUUCGAGGAGAUUUCGAAAUCGAUCCUCUCAGAUGUUUUGGAGUUCAUCUACACAGGAAGUGUCGAGAUAAAUGAAAAGAAUGCCAGGGAUCUGAUAAUCGCAGCCGACUAUUUACUGCUUGAGUCUUUAAAAACUAUCUCCGGGCGAUUUCUAGAGAAGCAAAUGUCCAGCUACAAUUGCAUUUCAACCAUUCACUUUGCCGAGAAAUAUCGGUGUGAAGAACUUGUUCUUCGCAGUACAAAGUUCAUUCAAGACAACUUCACUUCCGUAGCAAAGUCAGACGAAUUUUUAAACUUGGAUGCAGAAGAAGUUGAAAAGUGGAUUUCAAGUGAAAAUAUCUUGGUUGCAGCUGAAGAAGAUGUGUUCAAAAUAAUAGUUAACUGGGUCGAGCAAAACAAAGGCGAGCGAAAAGACAAGUUUGAGCAGCUUUUUUGUCAUGUCCGACUGGUCAUGCUUUCGCGUGACUCUUUGUUCUCUGAUGUUGUGACAAAUGAACUGGUAACAGAACAUUUUUCUUUUUCUUCAAGUGCUUCAAGAAGAAGGCUUGAAACGGAGGCCAUUGUAGUACGUGGGGGAAAGAAAACCUACUGUUACCUUCCCGAGAAAGAUGAAUGGAAGCGGCUAGCAGACGGAUUAUCAGAAGACCGAAACCACACUACACAGAUAAUAAAAUUCCGUGAUCAGCUGUAUAGUUUUCCUCGGAGAAGAAAUGCUGAAACAGAAAGAUAUGACCCUGCUUUCAACAGCUGGACCACAUUAAAGUUACCCCUUCCAAAUGAUACAUUCUCGUUGGCUGUUGUUAAUGGGCAAAUCCAUGCUAUGUACCGACGGUUGCGUCGAGAGGCCGAUCCGGGGCCUCAUUUCGCAUUCCACAGCAGACGCUAUGAGUUGGUGAUUAAAAGAUACAAUGUGGAGUUGUGCACCUGGGAGACUCUGUCAUCCUCUCAGGACUCCCACUAUCAGAACGACUCUUGCAUUGUUGCCUUUGGCAACUGUCUGUAUAUUCUUGGUGGUGGAUGUAGUAAUAAAGCUAGCAGAUUUGAUACUGCGGAGAGCAAAUGGGAGAAAAUUGCGUCAAUGCCAAUUUCAGAGUUUAGUCCCUGUGGUGUUGCUACUCGAAAGAAGAUUUUUGUUACUUCUGCCCGUGAGCAGCAAUGUGAAGUGUACCAGGUUUCCACUGACGAAUGGCAUACCAUUCCAAGUUUGAACUUUACCCGCCCAGUUUUUUCACGUAGUUUGGUGUGUCUUAACGAAACAGUUUAUGUAGUGGGUGGUGCUGAAAAAAAUUCGUCCCAGCUAGCCGAGAUUGUAGUUAAUAGCUAUGAUCCCAAACUAAGCAAGUGGAUCCAGAAGACCUCCAUACCUAUCAACAAGAGCUCUGACGAAGAAACUUAUUCAUUUCAAUGCUCAACAUUGAAACUCUCUAAAGGAUUGCUCACGAAACCAAAAAUAGUUACAAUUGGCUAG
Messenger RNA from Porites evermanni, 1686 nucleotides. The record is from the annotation of a GenBank genome assembly. NCBI's taxonomy places the organism in Eukaryota, Metazoa, Cnidaria, Anthozoa, Scleractinia, Poritidae.